AUGCCGCCCCUUUCCCUCUUCCUGUUCCAGACCCUGUUUCUCUCUGUCCGCGCUGAGAUGGUUUCUUCUCCUUCGACAGUCAACGUCUCUAGUCAACUGUUCCCCAACUCAUCUUCGUUCAAUGUUUCAGACUUCUCCUAUAUUAUACCUUAUGGCCAAACGCAAGACUGCAACAUAUACGGGCCCAUCUGUCAGACCGGCUCCAUAACAGUCGGAGUAGAUCUGACUACCGCGACUACAAAUACUGUACUACCAUGCUCAUCCUACCUCACUGCACAGUUUGCGUACCUGGAAUAUGAAGAAUACAAAUUUGAGCCCGGCAUCAAAAACGUUUCGGGGUUGGUGAAGGAGGCGAAUGAUGAUUGGGCGGGAGACAUUUCAGUUAUUCCAGGUCUGAGGGAUUGGAACAUAAACUUUGGUCAUAGUCCGGAAUGCAGAUCUUACGCCGAGGCUAUGAGGAGUGGAGAGUACUCAUUUUCGGAGUGUGGUAGUAGCAAUACGGUCGUUUCGGCCGGUUCGGGGGUUUCCUCCGCCUACCCUUUGGAGAUACCCCCCGGAGUUGUACGAAUGUUCGAUGCUGAAUACACUGGUACAUGUUGCGGAAACUGCUCGCUGGAUAUACCGGAAGUAAGGCUUUACUACUUUCCGGACAAGAGCACUAUCGACUGCCAUAACAAUCAGACGUCCGAAUACCAGAGGUCCAACCUCACCUCGGUCGUGUCCGCUCGGCAUUUAGAAAAGCGAGUACAUUCGCUUAUUGCCAAUGGAAGUACUGCUGUGAUUAGCGGACAUACUUUUACUUCUCCAUCGAUCUACCUCCAAUUGAUGGGCACAGCGGCGGUGAACGAUCAAUGUACUACAGUCGGCCCAAAAUUGACCAAUCCUAUCCUCACUCUUCCACCUGGCGCGCUCACGACAUGGAGGCCACCUCCUUUCGGUAUAGAAGACGACGAUACACUUAAUUUUUUUAUUGGGGAUGUCUGGUCUCCUAAGGAGGCUUGGUUCGAGCUCGUGCCUGAUGAUGUUCAAUAUACGGCCCCGCUCGAUGUCAAGGAUCUGGCUUGCCCAACCUGGGGCUUGGGAACAAGUACCGCUGCCAAUGGCACCAUAUUCACCACUGUUGGCCCGCCAUGGCUUCCGUUGAUCCAGCCGCCCAUGAACAUAUUUUCUCUCAAUCCAACGUGGGCGGCAAUAUGUACCGGGAUAUACAGUGAUUUAUUUGUUUUGAGUGCUUUAGAUCUCUUUGAUCCGCCAGUUGCCUUGACCCCUGCACCGUUGCUACUGCCAACUCCACUUCCGCGUCCUGCGCCUAAACCUGCACCCGCGCCUGCAGACCCGACAACGAUAUCAGAGCAGGCUUCACCCUCCGCUAAGGCCGCCAAACCAGCAACUAUGCCCAACGAUCCCUCGGCCCCUCCUGCAGAAACGGGGGACCCUGGAAAAGGUAGCCCAACGCACUCGGCAGCUGUGGCCUCGGCCGACCCAGCCGGGUCAGCUUUUCUGCCUCAUGGGCCAGCAGACUCUCCAAAUAACAAGGGCGACCCAGCCUCAGAUUCACCAUCAGCUCCACCGUCAGAUCCACCGUCUGACCCUAAAGUACCUUCAGUUGCUGGAGACCCACCAGCAGAUUCCAUGGCACCUCCAUCUGGUGCCUCUGAUUCGCCACCAAAUGAUUCCCAAAAUUCGCCAACAGAUCCCAAAAAACACGUUGCUCCAUUGCCACAAGGGGAAGACCCUCCAACGCAGACUCAAGGCCUAGGGGCAAUCAUCUACAACGCAUUUGGGAGGUCCGGACCCGAAGUUGACGGAUCCUCUACCAUGUCGUUGCCUCCUCAAUUGAUCUUCACCGUAGGCGCUCAAACCUUCACUGCCAAUCCAACAGGCUUCAAAGUCAACAACGCAGCCAUUUCUCCCGGUGGCGCCGCUCGAACCGUCGAUGGUACGAUAAUCAGCCUCGGUCAAUCAGGAGGUUUAGUCAUAGGCAGCAGUACUGUCACCCUUACAAUUCCAUCUGCUACACCCGUGUUGGCAGUGGCAGGCCAUACUUUCACACCAAAUCCAUCAGCUUUCUCCAUAGCCGGUACCACCAUCUCCGCAGGUGGUCCCGCUGUCACAGUUGAUGGCACCACCAUCAGCCUCGAUCAGUCGGGAGCAUUGGCUAUCGGUAGCACGACCAUCGCUCUCAAAACCCCACCAUCCUCCCCUUCUGCCAAAGAAGCAUUCACUGUGGCAGGCCAGACCUUCACACCGGACCCAUCGGCUUUCUCUAUAGCCGGUACUGUCAUCUCAGCAGACGGCCCGGCCGUUACAAUCAGUGGAACCAUCAUCAGCCUUGGCCAAAACGGAGCUUUGGAAAUAGGCAGCAGUACCAUCUCUCUUCCAACCCCACCAGAUGCCUUCCCCAGCAAAGUAUAUACAGUCGCAGGCGAAACAUUCACACCCGACCCCUCCGCGUUUUCAAUAGACGGUACCACCAUCUCAGCAGGUGGUCCCGCCGUCACAGUUGGUGGAACCAUCAUUAGCCUCGGUCAAUCGGGAGUAUUAGCUAUAGGCAGCUCUACGGUCGACCUUCUCCCUUCUAGUAGCGCAUACACAGUCGCAGGCCAUACAUUCACACCCAACCCCUCCGCUUUUCCUAUAGACGGUACCAUCAUUUCUGCAGGCGGUCCAGCCGCUACCGUAAAUGGAACAAUAAUCAGUCUUCAACCUUCGGGUACUCUGCUUUUGGGAUCAAGCACGAUCCCGUUGACACCUCAGAAAACAUUUUCAUCUGAUCCUGAUGUUGACAUCGAUGGGUUCGAUGUCAAAGUACAACCUUCCUCUGCCGUAGUGGAUGGCGCAACACUGAGUGCCGGCGCGGCCGGUGUCACCGUUUCCGGAAAUGUCGUCAGUCUGGAGGCUGGAGGUGGGACCUUGGAUAUCGGGACGGGGCAUUUUGCACUGCCGACAUGGACAGGGGCGGCAAAUGGUUCGGUCGGUGCGCAGCCUUUUACGGGUGGGCAGAACAAGGGGUUGGAGGUGUCUUUGCUUUUGGUCUGUGGGGUUUGCGGGACAUUUAUGCUGUUGAUGUGA
Letharia lupina is the source of this 3072-nucleotide messenger RNA. RefSeq lists its product as uncharacterized. NCBI's taxonomy places the organism in Eukaryota, Fungi, Ascomycota, Lecanoromycetes, Lecanorales, Parmeliaceae. The record is from RefSeq and is a predicted model, not a curated record. The coding region runs from base 1 to 3072 and encodes 1023 amino acids. The transcript is spliced from 3 exons.